GGAUUUAGAGGAUGGCUGCGGGCAUCGAGCCACGAAAGUUCCGGCUCACGCUGGGCUUUGGCGAUGAAGAGCGUUCCGUCAUCCACGACUCAAAGGCGGAAAAGUCGUACAUUGGGCGGAAGGGGUGCGAGAUCACGGUCAAGGCGAUCUGGAGAAGAAGCACUGCGUUCUUCGGUACGAUGUCAAGUCCGAGUCAUACUACGUCAUGGACGCAGGAUCCAAUUCGGGCACGUUCUUCAAAAAGUACGGCGAGGCCGACAAGGAGUGGCUUUGCAUCGGCACGGCCGAGCAGUCCCCGUCGCAGCGAAAGAAGGCCGGGCGGACGCUGCAUGAGGGCUCGCAGAUCAAGUGUGGAUCUGUCAUCUUUACGGUCCUUUCCAUCCAGGAGCUGACCCAACUCAUGGUCCAGCGGCAGCUGGUGUUGGAGGUCAUCCGCGGCGAGUCGGCCGGCAAGACCUUCCUUAUGCGCUUCCGCGACAUGACCAUCGGCCGGCGGAACAAGAAGCAGCCCGAGUGUACCAACGAAAUCAUGGUAGUUAAGGACUCGACGUCAUCGGUCUCGCGCGCGCACUGUCGCAUCCGCCUUGAGCGUUCGCACUCGAUCGAGGACUUGUCGGCAUCGGGCACAUUUGUCAAGCGCGGGCCGGUCUCGGCCGCCGACCUCGACAGCGACGAGGGCUGGAUUCACGUCCGCAAGAACACCAAGCACCCGCUCAACCACUCGGAUGUCAUCCGCCUCGCAGAGUCUGUCUUUAUCCUCGUCUCGGAUCCGUCCAAGGGCGGGCCCGUGCCCAACAAGCCCGAUCCGCCGGUGUGCAAGGUGCUCUCGCCAACCUCGAUCCACCUCUCGUGGGCUGACCCGCCGUCGCCUGCCAGCGAUGCCACACUCUUGCCCAUCCGCAAGUUCAAGGUCACUCGCGCCACGGGCACACCCGAAGACUGGACCGCCAUCAUCGGCGGCCUCGCCUAUGAGUGGACCGAGGACGGCCUCACGCCCGACACCACCUACCACUUUCGCGUGCAAGCUCAGAAUGAUGUCGGGCUCUCGUCGCACUCGGACAUUGUGACCAUCUCCACCCCGCCGGCAGACGCAGACGCUGCUGCAUCGCCGGCCGACGCGAGUCCAACCGCCUCCGAACGUGCAUCGGCACCCGAUGCCGCUGCUAGCCAGGAAUGAAGUUCCUAGUCACU
Messenger RNA from Thecamonas trahens ATCC 50062, 1191 nucleotides. RefSeq lists its product as uncharacterized. NCBI's taxonomy places the organism in Eukaryota, Apusomonadida, Apusomonadidae. Gene Ontology annotation, molecular function: protein binding. The record is from RefSeq and is a predicted model, not a curated record. Bases 206 to 1177 code for a protein of 323 amino acids. The transcript is spliced from 2 exons.